AUGUCCAACACACUAGACACUUCUCAGCGCGACCAGACCAUCAACCUUGGUGCUGGUCCCAGCUCUCUGCCCACCUCGGUCCUUCUCGAGGCGGCACAGGGUAUUCUUGACUUCGAGGGCACUGGUAUGGGUCUUAUCGAGCUCUCGCAUCGAUCCAAGACAUUCCAAAAGCUCAUGGACAAGACUGAAGCGGACUUGCGGGCCCUGCUCGAAAUUCCUGACUCUCACGCGGUUCUUUUCCUCCAAGGUGGCGGUACGGAACAGUUCUCGGCUACUGCGCUCAACUUGCUGGCUGCGCACGCGGUCAAGAACCCAGACUACUUCAAGUCGAAUGGCAACAAGGGUCCUCCUUGCGACUAUGCGGUGACUGGCUCGUGGACUGCGAAAGCAGUAAAGGAAGCUGCUCGUCUGGGCGCGACCACAAACGUCGCUGUCGAUGCUCGCAAGGUCGAAGGUGGCAACGGCAAAUUCGGCUCGAUCCCUCCUAUCAGUGAAUGGAAGUUGAGCCCAGUCGAGAGCAAGCCUGCUAUGCUGUAUUACUGCGACAACGAGACUGUCGACGGCGUCGAGUUCCCCAACCCUGGUUUCCCUAUUGAUCAGCUGCCAGAAGAAUACCGCAAGCGGGUGCCUCUUGUCGCCGACUGCUCUAGCAACAUCCUCUCCCGUCCCAUUGACGUCGCUGCCCACGCCAUCGUCUUCUUUGGAGCUCAGAAGAACGUCGGACCAUCGGGAACCACGAUCGCUAUUGUACGUAAAGACCUGAUUGUCGAUCCGGACCAAGGUGUUCCCAACGGUGGUCCUCGUAUCCCCACCACCUUGGUGUACAAGAACAUGCUCGAUAACGGUUCGCUGUACAACACUCCGCCCAUGUUUGCCAUCUACGCUUCCGGACUCGUGUUCGAUGACCUUUUGCGAAACAAGGGCGGUGUAGCUGGUGCGACUGAACGUUCGGAAAAGAAAGCUUCGCUCAUCUACGGAUUGAUCGACAACAGCGACGGCGUUUACCUGCCAACCGUACGACAACCUUCGGCGAGGAGCCGAAUGAACGUUACUUUCCGUAUCUCGAGAGCAGGCGAGAACAAGCCGGAUGAAGCGCUGGAAGAGGCGUUUGUCAAGAGAUGUGCCGAGCACCAGAUUGUCCAGGUGAAAGGUCAUAGGUCAGUAGGUGGUAUCCGAACCAGCUUGUACAAUGCCGUGACAGUCGAGCAGACACAGAAAUUGGCAGAGGUCAUGACCGACUUCGUGCAGGAUGUCAAGACUGGAAAGAUUUGA
Molecule: messenger RNA, 1272 nt
Organism: Mycosarcoma maydis (corn smut)
Lineage: Eukaryota; Fungi; Basidiomycota; Ustilaginomycetes; Ustilaginales
Product: O-phospho-L-serine:2-oxoglutarate transaminase
Exons: 1
Coding region: 1-1272 (423 amino acids)
Biological process (GO): L-serine biosynthetic process
Cellular component (GO): cytoplasm
Molecular function (GO): O-phospho-L-serine:2-oxoglutarate transaminase activity; pyridoxal phosphate binding
Source: RefSeq, a predicted model, not a curated record